Messenger RNA from Neogale vison (American mink), 802 nucleotides. RefSeq names its product protein FAM204A-like. NCBI's taxonomy places the organism in Eukaryota, Metazoa, Chordata, Mammalia, Carnivora, Mustelidae. The transcript has a single exon. The record is from RefSeq and is a predicted model, not a curated record.
CCCAGCGGCCGACUCCUGAUGGAAGAAAAGAUGUGGAGUGGGCUGCUACCUCCUGGCCUAAAUGAAAGUGAUGUUGAGUUGAAUUCUGAAGAUGAAGCCCCAUUAGAGAACUCUGGACUUAACUUGCAGGAAGAUAAAGAAGAUGGGGCCAUUACAAAAACAGAGAUCUCAAAUUGCCAAACUGGUGGACCAAAACCUGGGGCAGAGGCAAAUGUAAAUGCAUACAAAGAGUGCCCCUCUGGAAUUCCCUUAAAUAUGUGGCAUAAAUUUCAAGAAUUGCAUAAAAAACAUGCUGAACAGAAAACCUCAACUUCAGGAUUCAGAAGGAAGAAAAGGAAACACUCCAGGAAAGGUAAAUUGAAGAAUGAGGAAGAGACUCAUAGUGAACAGACCUCAAGUGAAACCCAGUAGAAGGAGCUUACUCAGUAUUUUGGAAUCAAUGAUAGGUUUGAACCCCCUGUUAAAAAGAAAAAAGUUGACAAGUCAGGCCUUGAAAAGAGCAUAGACCAGGCUGUGGAAGAGUGGAACAUCGAGAAGGCUGAGGAACUCAGCAACCAGCUAGCUACUCGAGAGCUUGGUGUAAAAAUCGCUAAGGCGGUUGCCUGCCACAACUUUGUAAAAGACAAAAAGGAUGCUGAAAAUUCACAGGUUGCCCGAAAAAAGAAGAAACUUGCAUGGGGGUUUGAAGCAAAGAAGAGAUGGAAAACCAAGAGCAACAUGGGAUAUAUGUAGCUUGCCACAAUUCCUCAAGACGUUUGAGUCUUGACUUGGGUUUAUGCUUGAGUCUUCAACUGCUCAAUUU